ACUAGUGGUACAUAAUCAUAUUCGUUUGAGAGAGAGAGAGAGAUGGCUGUUGCUAUGGGAAAAGCAGUCUUCCUUGGGAGAUGCUCAACAUCUUCUCUAUCAAACACUGCAAUAUUUCGUGGCAGGAACAUAAAUAGGUUCUCUGCUGCGAGACCCAGACCGGCCCUACGCUCCUCCAUCGCAGCUCGAGCACAACGACCCACUUGGCUUCCUGGACUCGAUCCACCUCCUCACCUAGAUGGAACUCUAGCGGGAGAUUUUGGUUUUGAUCCUCUCGGGCUUGGAGAGGAUCCCCAAAGUCUUAAAUGGUAUGUGCAGGCAGAGCUCGUACAUGCUCGUUUUGCAAUGGCCGGAGUAGCUGGAAUUCUCUUCACUGACUUACUUCGUGUAACAGGAAUUAGCAACUUGCCGAUUUGGUAUGAAGCAGGUGCAGUAAAAUUCGAAUUUGCCAGCACUGAGACCCUAUUCAUUGUACAGCUUUUCCUGAUGGGGUUCGUAGAAACCAAAAGGUAUAUGGAUUUCACUAACCCUGGAUCCCAGGCCAAAGAGGGAACUUUCUUCGGGCUGGAAGCUGCACUAGAAGGCUUGGAACCUGGCUAUCCUGGCGGUCCUCUGCUCAAUCCUCUUGGUCUGGCUAAAGAUAUCAAAAAUGCCCAUGACUGGAAGCUCAAAGAGAUCAAGAAUGGGAGACUGGCAAUGGUGGCCAUGCUCGGUAUUUUUGUGCAAGCAUACGUGACUCAUGCUGGUCCUAUCGACAACCUCGUGACACAUCUCUCUAACCCGUGGCACCGAACUGUGAUUCAGAUACUUUCAGGCGUCUCACCCUGAUUCCUGAAUGCAAUUUGUCAUUAAUUUCUCCAAUUAUGGUUCUCACUUAUCACUUCUCAGAGAUCAUAACUUGGAUCUCCUCCUAGCAACAUGCAUCUAUCAUGUUAAAUUGAUAGUUUUGAAUUACCAUUUAUAGUUUUAUACCA
This is a messenger RNA of Nelumbo nucifera (sacred lotus), 974 nucleotides long. RefSeq names its product photosystem I light harvesting complex protein 5 (gene LHCA5). Gene Ontology annotation, biological process: photosynthesis, light harvesting. Gene Ontology annotation, cellular component: membrane. Lineage: Eukaryota; Viridiplantae; Streptophyta; Magnoliopsida; Proteales; Nelumbonaceae. The record is from RefSeq and is a predicted model, not a curated record.